This is a messenger RNA of Pochonia chlamydosporia 170, 1038 nucleotides long. RefSeq names its product alcohol dehydrogenase. The record is from RefSeq and is a predicted model, not a curated record. Lineage: Eukaryota; Fungi; Ascomycota; Sordariomycetes; Hypocreales; Clavicipitaceae. Bases 1 to 1038 code for a protein of 345 amino acids. Gene Ontology annotation, molecular function: oxidoreductase activity. The transcript has a single exon.
AUGUCCAUGAAAGCAAUCAUAAUCUCAGCAUUCGGACCCCCCGAAAACCUCAUCCUCAAAGACAUCCCCAAACCAACGCCCACCCCCAACACAGCACUCAUCCGCAUCCACGCCUUCGGCAUCAACCACGCAGAAAUGCACAUGCGCCGCGGCGAAUGGGCCGAGUCCGUCCCCAUCAGCGGCAUAGAAUGCGUCGGCACCAUCGAGGCCUGUCCCUCCGGUGAAUUCGAACCCGGCACGCCCGUCGCCGCCCUCAUGGGUGGUCUCGGCCGCACCAUCCCCGGCAGCUACGCAGAAUACACAGUCGCCAGCGUGAACAACAUUGUUUCACUGGGUUCACCAGGAGAAAAGCUCCCGCUGUCAUGGGCUGAGAUUGCUGCCUUGCCGGAAAGCUACGCCACGGCAUGGACGUGUCUCUUCCGCAACUUGGACCUAAAAGCCGGGCAGAAGCUGUUGAUCCGGGGUGCUACAUCGUCGUUUGGACGAGCGGCGGUCAAUCUUGCUGUUGAGGCUGGGGCGAUUGUUACGGGGACGACUCGCUCGGAGUCUAAGCGGGAGGAGUUGAAGAAGCUGGGUGUGAGGAAUGUGGUUCUUGAGGGUGCGAAUCUCGGGGAUAGACUGGAGGAGGAGGGUGUUGGUGGGAAAUUCGACGCCGUGCUGGAGUUGGUUGGGAAUUCUACGGUGGUGGAAUCGUUGAAGCUGGUGAGGAGAGAUGGUCGCUUGUGUCUGGCGGGUUGGUUGGGUGGUCUUGAUCCGAUUGAGGGCCCGGGACCGAAGCCUGGGUUCAAUCCGUUGCUGCAGAUGGCGAGUGGAGUUCACUUUAGCUUUUUUGGGAGUUUUGUUUUCGGGACGGAGGCGUUUCCUGUGUCCGAUGUUCCGUUGAGGGAGAUUGUUGACAAGGCGGCUGAGGGAAGGUUUGAUGUGCGGCCGUGGAAGGUGUUUGGCUUUGGGGAGGAGGAGAUUCGGGAUGUGCAUCGUGUCAUGGAGAGGGGUGAGGCGGGAGGGAAGAUGGUUGUUAGUGUGAGUGAGGGCGCUUGA